Messenger RNA from Gryllus bimaculatus (two-spotted cricket), 1542 nucleotides. The record is from the annotation of a GenBank genome assembly. NCBI's taxonomy places the organism in Eukaryota, Metazoa, Arthropoda, Insecta, Orthoptera, Gryllidae.
AUGCACGCUGCGUCGGAGAAACCGCGGGCGGGCGCGGGCGGGCCGCCGCCCUUCCGCGGUGGAGUACUGUACUGCGACCACAGUUGUUCACUCUGUGGCCGAGCGGGUGGAUUUUUGCCACGCGUUGCCGGCGCUGGCAGCCCAGCGAGCCUCGUGUCUUACCCGGCGCUGCUGCUUCUGUUGCAGGUGACGUCUAGCGCGAGCAACGGCGUGAUCCCUGACGUCGAGGAGAUCUGGGACGAGGAGCUUCUCAAGCAGUUGCUGGAGAGUUGCUCAGAUUACGAAGGCCGGCGGAAGAUCAGAGCUAGACUGCGUACCGUCAUGGCGGAACAAAGUGCGUGCGCGAGCGUGGUGGCCGCGGCGCGGGCGGACGAGGAGGCCGCGCGGCGCGGGUCGGUGCCGGCCACCGGCUCGGGCUCCUCCACCUUGGUGUCGCACGAGGAGACGGAGCGCGGCGCCGACGGCUCCAGCGUGCACCGCACCAUCCAGCAGGGUGAGUCGCUGCUGCUGCCGCUGCUCGUGGAGCAGCUGCGCUCUUCGCUGCGCGGCGGCGACAGCCCCGCCCACCACCACCACCACCCCCACGCGCGCGCGUCGCGCGCCGCACGGCCCGGGCCCCGGCGCGCCUCGGCGUGGCCUCGGCCUGCGCGGACGACUCGGGCACCGAGUCCGGCGAACGACCUGCGCCUUCUGGCGGCGGGCCUCCCGCGACCCUCGAGGCUGCAGCGCGCACCAAGCAGGCGCAAGCUGCGCCCGCGGCCCGGCGCCCCACCCCCGCGGCGGCCGCCAGCCCGCGCCCUCCGGCGGCCUGCUGUCGAGGUGAAACGGGCGCUGGCGCGGCUGGCAGGCGUCGCUGCGCCAGGGCGGGGAGCUGGCGAGGUGGCGCUGGACGCCGAGCGCCGCGAACGCGCUCCUGCUGCUGGUGGCAGCGCCUGCAGGCGUCGCUCCAGCCUGCCCCCCGCGCCCCCCGGCCCCGCCCCCAGCCGCCAAGGCGGUCACCCGCGAGCUUGUGGAGUGCCCGCCGCACCUCGCGACGCUUUCGCCAAAACACGCCGCGCAGCGCGCGCAGCCCGCCACACGGUGGGCGUGGACGCGCGAGAGCUGGCGGCGCGGCGCCGCCUGCUGGACAGAGCAGGCGCAGCUGAGCGCGGCGGCCUCGCCCGGCCCGCCCGCCAGAACCCCGCCCCCGCCCACCGCCGUCACGCCCCCCGCGCCUCCGCCUACGCCGGCCUCGUCGCCUGCCCCGUGCGGCAAGCUGCCCCGCCGGGGGAGCUGGCACACCGGCCAGCAGGCCUCGGGGGCCGCGGGGGCUCACCCCGGCCGCAGAGGGCUUCCGCCUCCGUGCGCUUCACGCCGGCCGGCUCCAAGUCCGCCUCGCAGGCGAGGAGCGCGCCAGCCCGCCGGCCGCGGCGCCCGCCCCCGCCCCCGCCCGCCGCCCCCGCCCCCGCACGUAACGACCCCUGGCCGAGCGCGGCGGACCCUCGCGCCCGCCCGCUCGGCCCCGCUCCGACGCGCGAGCCAGCCGGACUCGCUCAGCGCUGA